This is a messenger RNA of Dictyostelium purpureum, 2687 nucleotides long. RefSeq lists its product as uncharacterized. The record is from RefSeq and is a predicted model, not a curated record. Bases 228 to 2594 code for a protein of 788 amino acids. Lineage: Eukaryota; Evosea; Eumycetozoa; Dictyosteliales; Dictyosteliaceae. The transcript is spliced from 3 exons. Gene Ontology annotation, cellular component: Set1C/COMPASS complex.
GUAAAUUAUAAUAAUAUAAUUAUAAUAAUUUUAUUUUAAAUUUUAUUUUAUAUAUAAUUAAAUUUCUUUUUAUUUGUAUAUAAUUUUUAUUAAUAAACUUAAUUUUUUUUCUUUUUUUUAUUUUUUUUUUAUUAAAAAAAAAUAAAAGAAAAAAAAAAAAAAAAAAAACCUUUAAAUAAAAACCAACAUAUAUAUAACAUGUGUUCAAUAGCACAAGAGAAUAUAUCAUGGAUUUGGAUUAUAGUACAAUAGAUCAUUCUAAUCGAGCAAUAACAAUAGAUAAUAAUAUUGUUAAUAAUAAUAAUAUUAAUAAUAACCACAAUAAAAUUAAAAAUUCACAAACAUCAACAUCACAACCAAAUCAUAGACCUACAAGUCCAAAAACAGUGUUAUCAUCAUCACCAUCAUCAUCCUCAUCAUCAUCGCAACCAAUAAAUAAAACUAGAUCAUCCUCACAAUCAUCAUCAUUUUCACCAAUAGUUAUCAAUUCCAAUUCGAAUAACAAUAAUAAUAAUAAUAAUAAUAAUGAAGAUUUAUCGAGUUCAACAGAAAUUCAUCAAGAUGAAAAUCAAUUAAAUUCAAAUAUUUUCGAAAACUUGGGUUUUGUUAUUGAUAUAACUAUUAAUCUCAAAAGGAAAAUGGAGUUAGUAAAGAUUAUUAAAAAGAAUGGAGGCAAAAGUUGUUAUUCAUGCACAAAGGCGACACAUUUAAUCACCACAAAACAAGGUUAUAUAGAGAAGACACAAAAAGUUCAACAAGCUCUUUCUUUAGGUAUACCAAUUUUAGUUAAAGAAUAUGUUCAUUAUUGCGCAUUUAAAAAAGAGUUACUUCCUGUUGAAACCUAUUUAGUAUCAUCCUUAAUAUCUAAUACAUCUGUUUUAUCAUUAUCACAAGAGUUAGAGGUAAAAUCAAAUGAUGAAGAUCAUAAUGGAAUUACCAAUAUUGAAAAUGAAAAUGGUGAAGUUAUUCUUACACCAUUAGAUAUUUCAGCCACAACAGUAACACCUGCAUCUACACCUACACCUACACUUACAACAGCAAUAGCAACAGCCACAGAAACAAUAAUAGAUACACCAACUCCAUUACUUAAUAAUACAUCAGAAUCGUUUAUAUCAAAAAAUACAUCCCAAGCAACCACAUCAGAUUCAAAUAGUUUAACGAAUGAUUCAAACUUAAAGAGCGAUCAUUCAACAGAGGAUGAAUCUAAAAAUAAUUUAUCAUCAAUUGAUUCAAAUACCAAAACAAUAGAAAGCAAUUAUAUUUCUACUCAAAAUUUAUCGAAUACUCUUGCUUCUGUUGAUAAAGUCGAUCUUGAUGAUAAGCAAACAACAACCAACACAACCAACACUACAACCACUACCACAACUCAACCAUCACAACCACCAUCUAUCCUACCAACUUUAUCGUCGAGUUCAACAACCACUAUAUCAUCUUUACCAACCAACACAGUUAUAACUCCAGUAUCAAUAUUAAAGAAUCCAAAUUCUGGUUCGUCAACAAAUAAUUAUAAAAUUGAUGACGCCGAAGAAAAUUUAAAAUAUGAACUCAAAGAAAAGAAAAAGAAAUUUUCACAAAAAAGAAACCAUCUUUUAAAUUUGAAAAAGAGUUACCAAGAUCCUUCAACUGUUACACAAUCUAGACCAAGAAGAAGUAGUGGUGGUGCAACCUUAAUGGAAGCAAUUACCGAUCAAGUUAAUUAUAUUUCUAAUCUUGAUGGUUUUAAAUAUUAUGCUAGAGGUCAUCAAAUGAAUAACAACAAUACAACUAAUAGUAUCGCAAUUACUCAUAACACCAACGGUUAUAAUAAUAAAUCAUUAAGAUUAAACGAGUAUAAUCCACUUGAAGAAGAAGAAGAGGAGUUUGAAGAGUUAGAAGAGGAAUUUGAAGACGAGGAAGAUGAAGAGUACUAUGAUGAAGACGAAGAAGAGGAGGAGGAAGGUUUAAGUGAUGAGUAUGAUGAAGAUGAAGAUAACGAAGGAGAUGAAGAGGAGGGUUUAAGUGAUGAGGAUGUUUCACAUAAUUCAAAAUUCAAAAAACAAAGAAAACACAACGAUUUCGAAUUCGAGCACCAUCACAAACAACAAAAAAUUCAACAAUUACAAAAACAAAUAGAAAGUUUAGUACUAAACAACAAUGGUAGUCAAAAUGUUAGAAAGUUAAGAUCAUAUUCAAGAGACUACAUUGACAAUACCGUUGUCAAAGGUUUAAAUAACGAACACAAUCCAACAUCAAGAAAUACUAUUCAAAAAAGUUCAAGUUUAGAUAAAAUUUUACAUUCCCCAAAAAAAAGACCAAUUCAACAACAACAACAACAACAACAACAAGAUAAUUUAUUAAAUAGUAAUUUAUUAAAUAGAGUUAAAGAAGAUUCAAUCACAGCAACAUCUGAUUUAUCAUCGUUGGCAUCAUCAUCAUCAUCUGUCUCACCAUCAUCACCAAAACAACAAUCCUUAAUCGACAAAUCAAAUCUAUUGAAAAAUAAGAAAAAGAAACCAUUUUUACCACCCCUUUCAACUUUGGUUCAUAUUUUAGUUACCUUUAUUAUACUUAGUGCAUUCUUUAUGUCCUUACCUAACCCAACCAAUAAUGUAUAAUUAAUUUAUAAUUAAUCAAAAAGUAAUACAAAUAGAAAAAGAAAAAUAAUUAAUAAAAAAAUAAAAAUUUUUGCUUUUGAUUUUUUUUAAAAU